AUGAAGGCUAUCACAAUUCUUUCUUUGAUGACCGCCCUCGGGGCUAGUGUCUCUGCUCGGGCUCCUGUCACUCUCAACUUGACGGGCCAUAUCGAUGCCUCGCAGGUCAUGUCCUUUGUCUAUGUUCCGUUCCAAGUCGAGCCUGAGACCACCUCGGUCUAUGUCCUUCAGAACUACUCUCUCCAUGGCCAGGGUAAUUCUUUGGACCUGGGUGUUUUCGACCAGCGCGGUCAUCAGCUGAUGAAUGGUGUCAACGACACUUUCGGAUCUCGCGGAUGGUCCGGUGGUUUCCGUAAUAACUUCACCAUCACGCCCUCCUGGGCCACUCCCGGCUAUAACCCAGGUGCCAUCGAGCCCGGUACCUGGAAUGUCGCUCUGGGUCCCUACAACUCCAUUCCCGAGGGAAUUGACUGGCAAUUGCAGAUUGUCAUGAGCUUUGAUCCCGUCGACACCUACUUCUCUCCUACAUUUGCCCAGGUUGACUUUGACACUAUUGGUCAGUUCGAGCAGCAGGAGUGGCUCAGGGGUGAUUUCCAUAUGCACACUGUUUAUUCCGAUGGCAAGUAUACUCCAGAUGAGCAAAUCCAACACGCUCUAGCCCAGAAUCUCAACUUUAUCUUCUUCUCCGACCACAACACCGACUCUAGCAACAACAUCAUCGGCGCUCACCAGCAGGCCUUGGCCCCGGAUCUCCUAAUCUGCCGCGCUAUCGAGGUCACCACCCGACACGGCCAUUGGCAAGCCGCCGGUCUCGACCGAGAGCAGCGCAUCGAUUGGCGUUACCAAGACGUCGCCGGCUUCGCCGAUGCUACCAAACAAGUUCACCGCGCCGGUGGCUUUGUUUCCGUCAACCCCCCCUUCGCCGCCUGCGCGGCCUGCAACUGGGGCUUCAAUGACUGGGACCACAACGAUGCUAUCGAAGUCUGGAAUGCCGACUUUGAUUCAACAGACCAGCAGGCUGUCCAGAAAUGGCACGAUCUCCUCGUCGCUGGAAAAUACACCGCUGCUAUCGGUGGCAGUGACUCUCACUCCCCGCCAUCCAUGAACGGUGUCCCCACCACCGUCGUCAGCACUCGCGGCCGCAAGCAAUCCGCCAUCGUCGCGGCUGUCAAGAAUGCCCGUGCUUAUAUCGUCGACGGUCCUGGGAAGUCGAUGUCGUUUAACAUCAACGUGCAUAAUACCGUUGCUCAGAUCGGUGACAAGGUUCAUGGAGCCUCAGCUGGUGACCAAGCUUCCCUGACAGUUGAGGGUAUGAGUGGUCAGAAGGCUUGUUUCAUAUCUGAUAAGGGUUAUUUCUAUAAUACCACUAUCACGGAUCAUCAUGCCCUCCGACACCAGCUCCCCGCUGGCUUGAAGUUUGUGAGAGUGGAGGUCCGCAAUGUUACUGAUGAUUCCGCGCUUGGUCUAACCAACCCUAUCUGGUUCUUGUGA
Molecule: messenger RNA, 1431 nt
Organism: Penicillium manginii
Lineage: Eukaryota; Fungi; Ascomycota; Eurotiomycetes; Eurotiales; Aspergillaceae
Product: PHP domain protein
Exons: 1
Coding region: 1-1431 (476 amino acids)
Molecular function (GO): 5'-3' DNA exonuclease activity; 5'-3' RNA exonuclease activity
Source: RefSeq, a predicted model, not a curated record